This is a messenger RNA of Camellia sinensis, 498 nucleotides long. The record is from RefSeq and is a predicted model, not a curated record. NCBI's taxonomy places the organism in Eukaryota, Viridiplantae, Streptophyta, Magnoliopsida, Ericales, Theaceae.
AUGGAUCCACCUUCAGUGGUGAUGGAUCCACCUUCAGUGGUGAUGGACCAACCUUCAAUGGUAAUGGACCCACUUCCAGUAGUGAUAGAUCCACCUCCAAUAGUAAUGGACCCAUUUCCAGUAGUGACAGACCCACUUCCAGUAGCAACAAAUCCACCUCCAGUAGUAAUGAACCUAACUCCAGAAGUGACAGAUCAACCUCCAACAAUAAUGGACCAACCUCCGGUAGAUAUAGCAAGCAUUCUUUUGGCCCUUCAACAAAGCAUGAAUGGUAUUACCAAUAAGGUUGUCACUAACAAGGAGGCUUUUGCCGAAUUGCAACGCCCAUUUGGGGCGUCUACAUCUCAUCAUCCUCCAGUGAUUCAUCAUGUUCUGGAACCACCUCCGCCAGCUGAGAAACUUCUUGACCCCAAUUUUCAUCAUGUUCUGGAACCACCUCCGCCAGCUGAGAAACUUCUUGACCCCAAUUUGCAAGAAGACUUGAAGGUUUUCACAUAA